Eleginops maclovinus (Patagonian blennie) is the source of this 5107-nucleotide messenger RNA. RefSeq names its product basic proline-rich protein-like. The record is from RefSeq and is a predicted model, not a curated record. NCBI's taxonomy places the organism in Eukaryota, Metazoa, Chordata, Actinopteri, Perciformes, Eleginopidae. Bases 3202 to 3861 code for a protein of 219 amino acids. The transcript is spliced from 2 exons.
UAGUGGGUAGGUUGUGUGUCACGAGGGUUUGCAUUCUGGAUGGAGGAUGUUUAUUUUUGGUUGGGUGCAACUGUUUAGAAAACUGCUCUGCUGAUGUUUGGGGAAAUGCAAAACAGUUGAAUUAAUUGUAGAAACUAGUAUCUAGGAUAACAUGUUUCAGUGUCUUUCCCUAUUUGUGGGUUUGUCAUGUGAAAUGGAUGCUGCUGCUGCUGGCAUGUUUUUACAAUAGAAAUGUAAAUGAUACUCUGCUGUUUCCUUAGAUUUCACGUAGAACUGUAAACCUUACAAUGGCCUGGAUGUAGUAGCUGGAACUGCUAUUCAGAGCAACAACUAUUUCUCAUUUCCUUUUUAUAUGUGGUUACCGACUGGAAAUUGACCAAAACUAUUUGUGUACUUAUUAAUAUAUUCAGAUUUGUGUUGUCCUACAUAUGCUUGACUAUUGUGCAAAUUGAAAGCUUGCAUUGAUAGAGGAAGUUGUGUGGCUGACGCUGCAAAAAUAACAUAUAUUUGUUGACAACAUCGCUUAAUGCAAUCUAAUACAAUUUACCAGUAAAUCCCAUUAACACAUGAUAAUAAAUGUUACCUUUGUGAGGAUACAACUUUUUUCAGACGUUGUCAAGAGAAGCAUUAAUAAUAGUAAUUGUUCAUUUUUAGGUAUUUUUUUAAUUUGAAUUUGAAGACCACUGCGAGAACUCUGCCCUUUCUUGGCUUUGUAUGUAAGACAACUUUCCUGUUGAUUUUCUUCAUUCUCAAUUUUUUUCCCCCACUGUCUCUCUCUGUUCUCUACCAUUGUAAAUGUCUUGUCUUUGUUUGUACAUUGCAAACAUCACAUCAUUGUGCCCAAUUCAGUCUGGUUCUCAGUCCUCUGUGAAUCAGGAGGCUGUAGAUGCUUCAUUUGUAGCUGGUUUCCCAGAAACUUCCCCAUGUAUAAAUCCCAACAUUGGCUCAGAGGAUACUACUCUACCCUCUAGCUGCUCUACUCCCUCCUGUACCCCUAUUCCAUUCGAACUUCAUAUAGAUGAAGAUGGUUGUUCAACCUCUAAAUCUUCAGCUGGUUCCACUGUAGUCAUAUCAUCGUCCAAUAGCCUUCAGUACUCAGAGAUCCAACAGAUAGGUAAUGGUGACAGUGUCACCUCUGAUGUCUCUUAUAUGGAGAACCUGAGUAUCUGUAGCACAACAAAUAAUGCUAGUGAAGCGAGGAUCAACAGCCCUGUACAAAUGUUUACAACUAACUCCAGCAAACUCUCAAGUUCACUUGAAAAGAGCUUUAGCCCAGAUACUGUUUGCAAAAGUUCCAGUCCAGUACUGGCUGCAAGGAGCUUCAGUCCAGUAGUUAUUUCUAACAGCCCUAGUCCUGUUAGUUGGUCCAAAAACUCCAGUCCCAUCCUGACAGCCAAGAGUCCUAGUCCACCGGAUCUUAAAUGCUCCAGUCCUAGUCAGUUGUACAAGAACACAAGCCCAAACCCUAAAAGUUACAGUCCAGUCCCAGUAACAAGGAUUUUAAGUCCAGUUCCUAAAUGUGCAAGUCCAGUGACAGUCUGUAAUUUCUCCAGUCCUAUAACUAUCACAAAGAGUGCUAGUCCAGAAACAGUUCCCAAUAGUGCAAGUCCAUUGUCAAUUCCAAGACUUUCAAGUCCAGUUCCGAAGAUUUCAAGUCCUGUGACUGUCCCUAAUAUCUCUAGUGUACCCAAGACUUCUAGUCCUGAAACAAUGAAUGCUUCCCUGGUAACAGUUCCAAAAAGUCCUGUUCCAGUUAUCAGAACAAAUUACACAGCUACAGAUACCAACAGUCCCAGAGCUUCACCAGUUCCUCUUGCUGCUGUACCAUCAAAUAAGCUGUUUGCCCCUCCAACAGAAAAGCAGGGAGGUGAAACAUCGGGUUUAUCAUGGCCAUGUCGGGAGCCUUUGUUGGAUGAGGCUUUAGACCAACUCUUAGCCCCAAACUCCACCCAGUUUAGUUUGAACCAGCCACCUGCUUCCUUUAUGCCCGGAGAUGAAGACAGAUCUUGGGAAGAGGAAGAGGGAAUUUACACUGAUUACAGCCGAGAGGGAACCCUCACACCCAUGACUGAGUCCAGCUGGAUGGAUGAGUGCCCCACCCCCUCCACCUGCCCCGGGACACCAGAUGCAACGCUGGAGCUUCCGACACAGCAGCCCUCUGCAGUCGAGCGACUAUCUGCUUCUGGCCAAGUAGGACGCUCGACUCGAUUCUCCCAAAAUAAGCUGCUGGCAAUAAGCUUUAGAGGCUUUAGCUCCCCAUGUGGUCUUUCUAUUAUUUGGUCCUGUGGCCUGAGAUUUUAAUUAACUGUGACAAUAAUGGUGGAAUGGCUGUGUUAGAUUAUUCAAGCAGCUUGAUCUCAUGGUUGCCAAAAUAAGCUUAUUUUGGGAGAGCAGCUCCUGCUAUAACUCAAUGAGCUGUGCAAAGUUACCAAAAUUGAUGAAGUUUCUUGUUGAAGAGACAUUUCCCUCAUCUAUGUGGCGUGAUGCAUGCGGAAUCAUUGCAUAGCAAUUACAAGUUGGCUCGAGGGAUACAUCUCCCUGUAGCUAAUGUUUGUGGCUGAUGUCGAAAGCUUUGCUGAAAGGAUUUUUUUGCACGUCCCUACUCGCUUCGAUCGACAUUGCUGUGCUAGUCACAGGGCCUGGCCUGUCAUGUUUGUGCAACAAAUGGAUGAUGCAAAAGUAAAUACUUUUUAUCACUGAUGGUGCCAAUACAAAGAAAGUAUGGUGAAUAUUUUUCUCUUUUGCUAAUGCAGAUAUGCCCCAGAACAUGCAUAUGUAAUCCAAAAACUUUGUCAUCUUUGGCCUUGCUUUGGUUUGUGCAGGUUUUGUGAUAGACCCAUGUUGCCUUGCCCUCAGCUAUCCAGCAUGGCGUGCCAAAGAUACCGAGUAGUUUUAAGUAGACUUGGCAUUAGAGAAUGAAUUUGAGUGGAAUGGAAGGCUGUGCUUUGCUUCUGCAGGCAAAUUUCAUUGGAUACACAGGUGCCUGACAAAACCUCCAGAACAUUUCGGCGAAAGUCUGUUCUAAAGCCACUGCUUGAGCAUUUUUGCCACCUGAAUGAGACCUCCUGGGUUGGGCCUGUCCUGCUUGUGUUUGUGAGCCAACAUGGACCUAAAUUGCACGACCACACCUCCUUUAUAUCAUCUAUUCUCCAGCUCAAGUCCGUUAUCCGGCGCACCAAAGAGACCUCCAAUGUGCAUCCAAUGUUCAGGGAGGCGCUAUUGCGGCGUAAAAUGGGCCCGGUCAUUGUGAACAAGAGCAACUCGCAAGACCGACUCAUUGAGGAACUGCAGGGGAAACUGGGGUGUGGGAAAGUGGAGCGCAAGCGUAAAAAACAGCCGGAUGAUUGGAUGACAGAGGGAGUCAUCGUCAUGUCCAACCCACAGCGAACACGAGAAGAAAGGGGCCAGCCAUCUGUGGAUAAGAUCAUCAUACCUCCAGAAUCACCUGCCCCCCAGAGAAAAGUUCUCCCCCCUCCGCAAUCUCCCCCUGCGCCCAAAAAGUUACCACCAGUCAAGCAGACCCCUCCACCACUUCCUCCUCCCCCUCCAACCCCUCCCCCUCCGCGAGAUCCCACUCCUCCUCCCCCUCCACGAGAUCCCACUCCUCCUCCCCCUCCACGAGAUCCCACUCCUCCUCCCCCCAAGGAGCCUACUCCUCCCCCGAAGGAGCCCACUCCUCCCCCCAGGGUGCCCACGCCUCCCCCUGUCCAGCCCCCUCCAUCACCUAGCCCCCCUCCCAAGCCUGUCACACCACCACCACCUCCCAAGGUCUUUGUAUCAGUGGGUUGUCAGACCGAGUAUGACCCUAUCUUUCCACCAAUGCAGGCACGGAUCACAUUUCUUCUUCUUUCUCUUUUCUGAACUUUUUCUAAACUUGGAAGUUUUCUCACUCAGACAUCUUGUAUGACAAUUAGUUCAAAACUCCAGUUGCAGUUCUAUUUAUGUGAACUAAAUAACUCCCCAGCUCAUUGGCUGAGUUUCUGACCCUUGGUGUCCAUUCAUGCCGACAGGUAGCUUCUGUAAAGCUUUGUUUGAAAUCCGCUCAGUCCAGGUUAUGAGAGGUGCUGACAUUUAGAGGAGACUUAGAUACUUUUUAUUUCUGACAUCUGACGGCGCCAAUGGCCGUGUGUUCAGAGUCCAUAGGAGGUUUUAAGAGCUUAAAGGCGAGAAGAGUGUAACCCCUGUUCCUGUUACACUAACGGUCCAGCCGUGCACAGGAAUGGUUGACUCGCAGUGCAACUGAAACCUAAUCUACCACAUGACAGCACAGUUACCAACACAAUUAUAGCCGCUCCCACAAGGACUUCCGUCAACAGGUCCCCCUUGCAUGUUGAAGUUGAAGGCCAUGUACCAUCCCCGCUUUUAGAAUCCAUAGUGUCUUUUCUUGUGGUGGUUCUGUUGUUGACUUGUAGAGCAGGCGAUUGAUAUGAUUGAGUAUAAUUACCUCCAUGUUGAGGGCUCAGUGAGGUGUGUGUGUGUGUGUGUGUGUGUGUGUGUGUGUGUGUGUGUGUGUGUGUGUGUGUGUGUGUGUGUGUGUGUGUGUGUGUGUGUGUGUGUGUGUGUGUGUGUGUGUGUGUGUGUGUGUGUGUGUGUGUGUGUGUGUGUGUGUGUGUGUGUGUGUGUGUGUGUGUGUGUGUGUGUGUGUGUGUGUGUGUGUGAGAAUACGUGGAGCAGAGGUGCUAUUUUCUCCCUCAGUGAAAUGUCAGACUCAUGAAGCUCCAAUAACCACACCAUCGGAGAAGGUCUGUUUGCUUACAUUGCAGUAGUCGGACACACAUUCACACACACCAUUUUGAUAUAGAGUCAUCAUCAAAGCCUGCAAACAUGGAUUAGGAUUGAUGAGAACAUAGUUGGUCUUGGUUCAUAUGUCUAUGGUUUAUUUUAGUAUUUUUCUAUCCGUCAUCGAGAAAGAGGAGACAGCUAACUCCCAUCUAGAUUGUUCACUUGUUUAAAACCAGAAAUCCAGCUUACCAUUGUAAUGAACAAUUAAAAAGGCAGAAAUCAUUAUAUUGGGUUUAUAAAAUGAUGUAAUGAUAAACAAGGUAAGUCAAAAAAUGUAUCAUCCAAAGAAUAUCAACGGCAUACUGAAGCCACUUUGGUCUUUUAU